AUGCGCUGCGGCAAGGGGUUCCACCCCUGCACCCCGUUUAGACGCCAAAGGAAGAUUUUCGUGGCAAUCUGCCAUUUCGAUGUGAAAGCAGUAUCGCGGGCAACGGGCCGAAGUGCCGUUGCUGCUGCUGCUUAUCGAACUGGCGAAACGCUCACGAAUGACCGGGACGGCGUGACCCACGACUAUGCCAAACGCACCGGCGUAGAUGGCAAGUUUGUGGUUGUGCCUUCCGGUUGCGAAUGGGCGGCUGAUCGUUCCAAACUGUGGAACGCUGCCGAAGCCGCCGAGCGCCGCAAAGAUGCGAAGGUUGCGCGCGAGUAUGUUGUGGCCAUUCCGCAUGAACUGGACGCCCCGGCCCGUGAAGCCUUGGUGCGCGGUUUUGCGGAAUCCAUUGUGGAGCGGUUCGGGGUUGCGGCUGAUGUCGCACUCCAUGCCCCCGGCAAGGACGGCGACCAGCGCAACCACCAUGCCCACAUUCUGACCACGACCCGCGUUGUCGAACCGGACGGGCUAGGGGCGAAGACCCGGCAACUGGACGUUGCCAGCACCGCCGCCGCCGAGGUGUCCAGUCUGCGCGAAUUGUGGGCCAUGCAGUGCAACGAGGCACUGGAAAAGAACCACCAGAAAGCCCGCGUGGAGCCGCGCAGCUAUGCCGCGCAGGGAAUCGACCGGGUGCCGGGUGUUCACCUUGGGCCGGAAGCCACGGCCAUUGAGCGCCGGGAGCAGAAAGCACAGGGCCAGAACUACAAACCCCGGACGUUCAAAGCCAAGCAGAACGCGGCCGCAGCGGAGCGCAACGCGGUCAUAGACGCGGCCAAGAAACUGAUCGACGCGGCGGAGCAGGCAAUCACCAGGGCGACCAGUGCCGCCAAGGAAGUGGUCGAUUGGUUUUCGUCCCUGGCACAAUCUGUCGGGUCGGCCACCAUCGAAAAAGAGCAGAAAGAGCGGGCCGAGAAAGAGGCCAGAGAGCGCCAAAAAGCGCAGGAAAGAGCCAAAGAGCAGGAGGAAUACAGGAAACGCUUGCAAGAGAUCGCCCAGAGGCGAGGGCAGGACAGGGGGAGAGGUCGAGGCCGAUCAGCCGGACGGCCAAAGACGUGCUUCUCAUCAUCGCCCGCUCUAUCCGGCCAGCGUCCUAUGAGAGCCUUGCCAGAGCCGCCAAGUGUUCCCGCCGGUCAGUGGCCUACGCUAUCCAGCAGGCCGAGCAGCUCGGCAUCCUACGCCGCUCCCAUAACCGUAUCCGCAGGGGGCGCCGCUGGAUGA
This is a messenger RNA of Drosophila montana, 1260 nucleotides long. RefSeq names its product mobilization protein MobL-like. The transcript has 2 exons. The record is from RefSeq and is a predicted model, not a curated record. Lineage: Eukaryota; Metazoa; Arthropoda; Insecta; Diptera; Drosophilidae. The coding region runs from base 1 to 1260 and encodes 419 amino acids.